GGCUCGGUGGUAGGUCUAAACUAAAACCCACAAUUUUGAAGGAGGUUACCGCAGCCCUAACUCCCGUCGGAGACCAGAAACUCCGUCAAUCGAAACCAUGUUCGUUCGCCAUUGCCACCUCCAACUUCCGGCUUAAACUUCGUUCCUUCCAUUUCUUCCUCCUCUGCUGCUCCAUCGAUCAGACUACAAUCUCCACCACAAUUUAUGCUGCUUCGCUGAGUUCUUCCUCACAUUACUAUUCUUUAUUCACGGCCUUUUUCUACUUUGUGGGUGAAAAAGCGUGUAGAGUGUGCUUCGUCUGCUAUGAACGGGAGCAACGUCAACAAGGUUUUCUUCGCCGAGAACUACCACCCCAUUCAAGCCGGCAGCAUCGACGGCACCGAUAUUCUUCCCCACGACAACGCCGUCUACCGGGCGUUACUUUGUUCCUCCGCUGGCCUCUAUGAUCCACUCGGCGAUCCCAAGGUCUCCGGGGACCCCUAUUGCACCCUCUUCGUUGGUCGCCUUUCGCAUUUGACUGACGAAGACACUCUUCGCAGAGCUAUGAGCAAGUAUGGCCGGGUUAAGAAUCUACGCUUAGUCAGACACAUUGUAACUGGUUCUUCACGUGGUUAUGCUUUUGUUGAAUAUGAAACUGAAAAAGAGAUGCGACGUGCAUAUAAGGAUGCUCAUCAUUCGAUGAUAGAUGAUUGUGAAAUUAUAGUUGAUUACAACCGACAGCAGCUAAUGCCAGGAUGGGUUCCACGGAGAUUAGGAGGGGGUCUUGGUGGUAAGAAGGAAUCUGGACAACUUCGAUUUGGAGGAAGAGAAAGACCAUUCCGAGCUCCCUUACGUCCGAUCCCUUUCGAUGAUUUAAAAAGGCUUGGCAUUACUCCUCCACCUGAAGGACGAUACAUGUCCCGGUUUCAGGUACCUUCUCCUCCUAGAAGAGAAACAGAUUCUGUAUGUAGGGAAGAAGGGUCCAGUGAGAGAGAUUCUUUGGAGAAGGAUGGACACACUCGAAGAAGUAGUUCUAUAGAUGAAGAUGAUGAUUGGUCUCGUACGAGGGGUUCUAGUGACUAUAGAGGGCACUCUCAUAAAGGGAACUACGAGAAAACGAAACAUGAAUCGAGAAGGUUCUCAAAUGAAAAAGAUGAACAUUCCCCUCGUAUGAGCUAUUAUGAGAAUGAAGACCGUUAUCAGAGGAGAUCUUCUGAGAAGGAAGAUCGUUAUUGGAGGAGCUCUUUGGACAAGGAUCGAUCUCGCAGAAGGGAUUCUAAUGAUAGAGACGAUCACACUCGAAAGCGCUACAAAUCGCAUAGAUAGACACUCCAUUGACUACCAGCCUUCUAACUACUGGAUCUCUCUGUGAUUUGGUUUUGGACACUGUAUGUUAUGUUUCGUUUUGUAUCAACACCAGUUAGGAUCAUUUUUUGUUGUAUUAGCAUAAUACGAAUUUAAAACUAUAUUAGUCAUAUCAAUAAAUUCAUGAAUUUGUAAUUUUGUGUCUUAGGGAUCUUUCUGUCCAGGAUCCCAAGUUUAAAAGAUAAAGUUAUAAUAGACUCCUUUAAUUGUCC
Molecule: messenger RNA, 1556 nt
Organism: Momordica charantia (bitter melon)
Lineage: Eukaryota; Viridiplantae; Streptophyta; Magnoliopsida; Cucurbitales; Cucurbitaceae
Product: RNA-binding (RRM/RBD/RNP motifs) family protein
Biological process (GO): mRNA splicing, via spliceosome
Cellular component (GO): precatalytic spliceosome
Molecular function (GO): mRNA binding; snRNA binding
Source: RefSeq, a predicted model, not a curated record